Messenger RNA from Monoraphidium neglectum, 978 nucleotides. RefSeq lists its product as hypothetical. NCBI's taxonomy places the organism in Eukaryota, Viridiplantae, Chlorophyta, Chlorophyceae, Sphaeropleales, Selenastraceae. The coding region runs from base 1 to 978 and encodes 325 amino acids. The record is from RefSeq and is a predicted model, not a curated record. The transcript has 4 exons.
AUGAGCGCCAUGGCAGCCGCAGCGCCGCCGGCACCCCAGGCGCAGGCGCCCACUCAGGCGGCUUCCCCGGCCGCCCCACCAGCCCCCGCCCCCAGCGGCAGCCCCGCCGCGGGGGCAGCGCCCGGCCGCCUGCUGUAUCUGGUCGUGACGCAGGGCGCCCAGGCCCCGGAGCGACGAGACGGUGGCCGCCCCGCGGGCGCCCGCUACACGCGCGACAGCGUCCGCUCCCUGCUCCAGCUGCUGGGCUGCAAGCCGCGGCUGGCCCACAAGAUUGCAGCCCUGGUCUUCUCAUCCGUCGAGGCCCUCGUGGCGCCGCCCGCCACCGGCGCCGGCGGCCGCCAGCAGCGCACGAGCCGGCGGCAGUUUGCCGUCCACGCCCACGGAAGGGACGGGCGCGUCGCCGUCAGCCUGCCGCGGGCCGAGUUCCUGCAGCUCGUGUCGGCGGCCGCGGCCCAGUUUUCCUACAAGAUCGCCCCCGCCAGCGACGAGCUUAAGGUGGCGACAGGGCUGCGGGAGCGGCGGCGCUGCGUGAUCGUGCUGCUGUGCGGCACCAGCGGCAGCGGCAAGUCCACGCUCGCGUCCCUCCUGGCGGGCCGCCUGGGCAUCACCACCGUGGUGUCCACGGACAGUGUGCGCCACAUGAUGCGGUCCUUUGCGCCCCGGGAGGAGGCGCCCCUGCUGUGGGCCUCAACCUACCAGGCGGGGGAGGCGCUGCCGCAGGGCGCCGCCGGCGCGGGCAAGGCCGGCAGCAGGGAGGGUGGGGAGCCUACCCCCCAGGAGGUUGUGAUUGCGGGCUACAAGGCGCAGUGCGCACUGCUGGCGGAGCCCAUAGCGGCGCUGGUGGCCGGCUGUGAGGCGCGCUGCCAGAGCCUGGUCUGCGAGGGUGCGGGGGGGCUGGGGGCCACUUGGGGGCGCAGAGCCCGGCUGGCUGCAUCAGGGGGAGGGGGGCGUGAGGGCGGGACAAGCAAGGGAAAUUGA